Molecule: messenger RNA, 678 nt
Organism: Octodon degus (degu)
Lineage: Eukaryota; Metazoa; Chordata; Mammalia; Rodentia; Octodontidae
Gene: Guca1a
Product: guanylate cyclase activator 1A
Exons: 5
Coding region: 26-676 (216 amino acids)
Biological process (GO): positive regulation of guanylate cyclase activity; visual perception
Cellular component (GO): cone photoreceptor outer segment; photoreceptor inner segment
Molecular function (GO): calcium sensitive guanylate cyclase activator activity; calcium ion binding
Source: RefSeq, a predicted model, not a curated record
GCCUGGCCGGCCGCGCUCCCGGGAAAUGCGAGCCACCUGGCCAGCGUGGGUGCCAGCCUCCCAAGGCCGGGCCAUGGGCAACGUGGUGGAGGGCAAGUCAGUGGAGGAGCUGAGCAGCACCGAGUGCCACCAGUGGUACAAGAAGUUCAUGACCGAGUGCCCCUCGGGCCAGCUCACCCUCUACGAGUUCCGCCAGUUCUUUGGCCUCAAGAACCUGAGCCCGUCAGCCUCCAAGUACGUGGAGCAGAUGUUCGAGACGUUUGACUUCAACAAGGAUGGCUACAUCGACUUCAUGGAGUACGUGGCUGCGCUCAGCCUGGUCCUCAAAGGGAAGGUGGAGCAGAAGCUACGCUGGUACUUCAAGCUCUACGACGUCGACGGCAACGGCUGCAUCGACCGGGAUGAGCUGCUCACCAUCAUCCAGACCAUCCGCACCAUCAACCCCUGGAGCGACUCGGCCAUGAGUGCGGAGGAGUUCACAGAUACAGUGUUUACCAAGAUCGACGUCAACGGGGAUGGGGAGCUGUCCCUUGAGGAGUUCAUGGAGGGCGUCCAGAAGGACCAGAUGCUGCUGGACACGCUGACCCGCAGCCUGGACCUCACCCGCAUCGUGCGCAGGCUGCAGAACGGCGAGCAGGAGGACACCGCAGACGAUGGGGCAGGGUCAGCGGGCUGAGC